AUGCUGAAUAAUCACUUUUUUAGUGAUAAUAUUUGUAAAUCGUGUGAAGAAACUUAUUAUAAAAACGUUGAAGGGUGUGUAACUAAAGUGGGAAAAUACGAUAAUUGCCAAUUUGUCAACGUCGUUUUAAAUUCUUGUUAUGAGUGUACCAAAUUGUUUCUACUUAUCAAUAAUACAUGUGUAACACAAAGUGAAGUAAAUAACACAACAAAUGUGAAUUCAAUUUUAAAAACAACGAGUGAAUACAACGACAAUUGUAUUGAAAGAAGUUCUAAAGGCUGUUUCAAAUGUUCCGAUGGUUUUUAUUUGCACAAUUCAAAUUGCGUUCCCUGUAAAUCUCCAUGCUCUUAUUGUUCCAAUGAAAUGUAUUGUACAAAAUGUGGUAAAUAUUCAUAUGCAACAAAUGGAAAAUGUGUAGAAAUCAACGAAUUAUUGAGUACCUGUGAUGUGAUGAUGUCAACAUAUGACGGGUGUGUUGUUUGCAAAGAUGGGUAUAUGCGAUCCUCAGAUGGCAAAAAAUGUGACAAGUGUGACAUCUCUUGUAAAACAUGUUCAAAUGAUGGCAACUGUUUUAUUUGUAAUGACACGUAUUAUAGAACUCCAAACAAUAUAACAAAAUAUUGCAAUCCACAAGAAGAACUAACAAAUUGUGUGAAUAUGACAACAAAUGGGUGUACGCAAUGUGAAGAUGGAUAUGCAUUAAAAGAAAAUUUGUGUCAAAAAUGCGGCGAAAAUUGUACUUUUUGUGAUAAAUAUUUUGAGUGUUCCAAAUGUGAAGAUGACAAUAUUUUAAUAAAUAAUAAAUUGUGUUUCUUCUCAAAAUUCCGUUUGUUCAAAGUGUUCAGAUGUAAAAAGACCAAUUAUGGAUUAGUCAUAGUAUUACCAAUUAUGUGUAUUGUUGUGAUACUAUUCAUAAUUAUCUUAUUAAAAACAAUUAUUUUAAUUGUAUUCAACAAGAAGAAAGAAAAUGUGUUAACAGAGAAUAUCUGUAUUUUUAAGAUGAAGCGCUCUAAUAUUAUUAUGACUAAAUUAAGUGAUGACAUUUUAUCAAACAAACAAGAAAUUAUGUUUGGUGAUGACAGUGAUAAAAUACACAUUGAAUGUGAAAAUCGUGAAUUGUUUUGUGUUGGUAACAACAAAAAAGAAAAUAUGAAACUUCAAAUCACCACAAAAGAGGGGUGUGACAAAUAUUUGAUACGGACAGAGCCACAAUUAGUCACACUUAAGAGUGGAGAAGCGUGCGAAUUUGAAGUCUUUUUAACACCAUUUUGCACCAUGAAUUUGUGUGAUGAAAUUAUGAUUAUCUCACUGGACUUAAUUAACGGGAAGAAGGAAACAACUUCUGUUAAAAUAAAGGCACAAACAGAAAAUUCAACACGACUGGAUUACGACGAGUUGAUUGAAGACAAGAAACUCGGUGAAGGCUCCUUUGGAAUAGUUUACAAAGGAAAGUAUCAAGGAAACACAGUUGCAAUAAAAAAAUGA
Molecule: messenger RNA, 1485 nt
Organism: Entamoeba invadens IP1
Lineage: Eukaryota; Evosea; Mastigamoebida; Endamoebidae
Exons: 3
Coding region: 1-1485 (494 amino acids)
Biological process (GO): protein phosphorylation
Molecular function (GO): ATP binding; protein kinase activity
Source: RefSeq, a predicted model, not a curated record